Molecule: messenger RNA, 1100 nt
Organism: Camellia sinensis
Lineage: Eukaryota; Viridiplantae; Streptophyta; Magnoliopsida; Ericales; Theaceae
Source: RefSeq, a predicted model, not a curated record
AGAGUGCAACGGAUAGACUCUUAAAUUACUAUAAAGCUGUGAAUCAAGGCCAGUCUUUGAGACUGUGGAUGAGAUGCUUAAAUGGGCUGGUUUGUAUAAUCUCACCACCAGGACAUUGCAAGAGGAACUGUAGAUUUAGGUUGUCUCCUUUGCUGAUACAAGAACUUGUUACAGAAUCACGAGAAUCAAAUAUGGCCAAAGUGUUAGCAUCAGUGGACUUGCUGGUGCGGUUUCGUUGGCAGGAUCUGGGGGAGGGUGGUGGGCAGUUGAAGGAGGGAACUAGCAGAUGGCUGCUGGAUUAAUUAAUACUUCAGAUGUUGAAUUGCACCUCAAUGAAGAAAUAGCAUCAAUUUCUUACCUUGGAGAUUAUUAUGAGCUUAACUCAACCAAUGGAAAUAGUUACACGUGUGAUAUCUCUGUGGUUGCUACACCCCUAGAUGAGGUAAAUAUUCGUUUUACGCCUGCAUUUUUAAUUCCUAAUAGGAAAUUACAUCAUACCCAUGCAACUUUUGUGAGGGGAUUCUUGAAUCCGGCAUAUUUUGGCCUGCAUUGUGCAUCAACAAUUCCAGAACUGGUGGGCACUGUAGAGAAUUCUGAUAUUCCAUUCCUAACCAUUUCUGUUCUCAAGCAACACAGUAAGAAUGAUUUGAGCUACAGGAUGUCCUCCCGUGAAACAGUAGCAGAUGCGUUGCUCGAUCGCAUUUUUAGUGUGCGGACGAAGACAAUUACAAUAAAUUGGGGAGCUUAUCCUCAUUACAAGGCUCCAGAAAGGUUUGCACCAUUUAUUUUGGAUGGCCGGCAUUUGUACUAUGUGAAUUCUUUUGAGAAUGCAGCCAGUUCCAUGGAAACAAGUGCUGUUGCAGCCGAGAAUGUAGCACAACUCAUCCUAUCGAGAUCCUCUAGUCAAGUCAAAUCAAGUUCAUCAAACUUGAAGAGCUCUAGCCCUGAUGCAGACAAUUUGCAUUCAUAUUUGUAAGUUAAAUUUGCAAUCACGAUCCUAUUCAAUCCAAUGUAUAGGCCUUGUUUUGUUUUGUAUGUGAAUUUUUGUUUGUAUGUUUGUGUUUGUGGCUUAAAAUCCACGUUUUACAGUUAUGUCCAAA